GACUUGAAAAUAGAAGAGAAAAAAAAGAAUACUUCAUCCAGUAGUAUAGUGAUAAGAGAAUACAUUGGUAAUGAUGGAUGAACUUGAAGUUCACUGCACAGAUUACUACCAGCAAAUCGACGGUUGGUUGGUCGUUCAUGUACGAUCACUUUAUUUUGAAAUGUCAUGUGGAAGGGGAAUCAGAAGUAUACACAGAGUUCAAAUUAUAACCAGCCAGAGAGUGCUUUUUAACCCCUUCUCCAUGCAUAGACACUGAUAGAGAGCUAAGUGCAGUUUCUGGUAUCAGAUGAAGUUAAGGUUCCUGAAGACUUGACAUGAACUGGCAUAUGGAAUGAAACGGUUUACCUGAGUAACGAUUGGCGAAUGUACCGCGAGUGUUGCUCUCUGCUCUACCCGAACACUCCCUGUAGACUGGCGCACCCCUGUCGGAAUGGAGGAGUUGUGACACGAGAUGGCGGUCGAUGUUAUUGUAAACCCGGUUGGAGAGGAUUGAGCUGUCUCAUACCGUGUGCUGUGGGGUAUUACGGACAGGGUUGUUUAAGGAGGUGUAAAUGUGGCGAGGGGGCAGGCUGUGACCCCAUGACAGGGGUGUGUUCAUGUCUAGAUAGAGACAGGUGUGUCUCUCGCUGCAGGAGGAACUACUGGGGUACAACAUGCCAGCAUCGCUGUAACUGUAAGACCGAUUGCCAAUGUGACGCAGAUACCGGAGAGUGCCUGUGCAGAUCUAGGCUUCCAAGGAACAGAGUGUCCAGUCCUGCAAAUAUGUACCUGGGUGCGUUGACCCAAGCAGGCUUUCUCAAUGUCUGUGGUGGAGAGUGCAUGAAUGGUGGUACCUGUAAGUCCAAUGGAGUAUGCAGAUGUCGUAACGGUUUUAUCGGCACAUUCUGUGACAGCACAUGUCCAGGAGGGACCUACGGUAGGAAUUGCCAAGAGAGGUGUCAGUGCUCCUCGACAGCCAAGUGUCUGCCUGAUACAGGGCUCUGUAUGUGCCCAGGAUAUGCCGCAUCUAUGUACCACUGCACGGGGCGGUGUCCCGUUGGACUGUAUGGACCUUACUGCAGGCAGACGUGUAAUUGUCCCGCGGGACUGCUGUGUAAUGACGUCAGCGGGAACUGUGAAUGUCCCCAGGGGGAGGUGUGCGACGGAUCGAGCAGGACAACGACUCAGAGAGACCCAGUGGUGGCGUCACCUCCAAGACGUAAACUACCCGUGACCGCGUCUCCAGCAAGAGCUAACCCAGCUAAAGGAUCAUCGGGAAGAGUGCCCGCUCCGUCAGGACCACGUACAGGCACUGAUACCGCAUCUGACACCGCCUCCUCCUCCUCAUCGUCCAGUCACUCCGUAUCAACGACCGGUAGCAAGUACCCUGCAGCGGAUCCGAACGACGGAACGAGCACGAGCAAGGCGGCGAAACCCGAGAUCGCUCUCCAAGGGGGUGACACGGCGACGUCAGAGGAGAGGCUUGCUAGAGGGGAGACCUUGACGUUAUGGGCUGUGAUCGCAGUGUCGUCGCUCCUGCUGCUCGUGGUCGCAUCCGUACUCAUCGGCAUCCUCAUCAAGAGACAACAUCAAGGAUCAACAGUUCAUGUGGAAGGAACACACAAGAAAAGACUGGAAGAUACAAACGUCUAUGAGAUCGUCGAAUCUACAAAUGGUCGAUACAGAACCAAUAGCAAGACGAUUGACAAGCUAGCAAAGAAAGCCCGAGAACGAGCCGAGUCCUUCAAAGCUCAAGACAGCAUCAGUUCCAUCACUAAAGAGAUCUACCUGCUACGUACGUCAUCACUGAGUAACAUGACGACCUUGGAAGCUCCAAGGAAAGACAGUAAGGCCACCGAGGUCUUUGCUAACUGGGCCAACAGUCUCCGUCUUAACAAAUCCACCAAUUCACUUAAUGAAGGGAGUUCAUCUCCAGGCUCGUCUCGAAGCAGAUCCAGCUCAAACACGGUUACGCAGCCGUAUGUUACGAAGACAGUCACACCCGAUAAUGACUUUGAUGACUACGCCGAACCGGUAGAUCAUGUCUCGACCCUAAGCAAAGAAUUCCCAUCUAAAAGGCCUCUGACGAUGUCGAACUCGGAUUCUAAGUGUAGCGAUCGUGGCUAUCAAUCUUUGUACACCUCAUCCAGCUCGAACGCCUCGUCGAACAGGACAUCGUAUAAGCCGACAGAAGACAGUGAUUAUGAUGAGUUGGAAGAGGAAGUGGUGGAUCAGGACAAACCCAAGCAGUUCCGGUUCACGAGGUCGUAUACAUACUCGGCCCCGUCAAAAGGUCAGAAAGGAGAGUAUAGCUGUUUGAACAGAGGUGUGAACACCGGUAGUCGACUUGGUCCCGAUGAUAAGCAGAAGACGUCACGAGGGAACACGGGGUACAGCAGCGCCGUGAAGGCCGCAGAGACUGAUGGCGAAUACUCACAUCUCAACCGCUCCGCAAAGAGACUAACCCAUAUUCCUACCAAGCGAGCUCAAGCUCCAACUCUACGUCACGACGAGGAGGACGACUACGACUACUUAGAAGCACAUAAAGCCGAUUCGACCAAGACCAAUGGCAAUGCCCAGAGAUCUGAUGGGAAAGUGGAGAACCGUAAAAACCUUCCCAUGGACGGGGAGUACGACUUACUACACAGACAAUUCAGAGCCCGUGAUGAUCAAUAUGAGUCCAUAUGGCCCGGUAAAAAGUGAGAUGUCUUUGGUAAGCUUUAAAAAGGCUAAAAUAACCCUUUACAUCACUGAGGUUUACGAAGGGUUAGGAGUACUCUAAAGUGCUUUGUCACGUUAUGAAGAGGAAUGUCAUUCGGCAUUUUGGCGUCACCCCUGCAUGGCUGCAAGAUAAUAAGGGUGUAUAACACAGUGUCGAAUUAUACAUUGUACGAAGAGUGUAAAAAGUAUGUCAUCAUUAAAAUGCGGUGGCGCCGGAUAGCAUAAACAAUGUAAAAUAAACGGAUGUUUAUAUCAUUUUAUUUACAAUGAGGCAAUUUACAGACUGCAGUAAUGAUUUUCAUUCAUUAUGUCAUAUCGUAUGAAAAUACUGUUUCUUUUCCUGCGUUGUCUCUGUAUGGAUUUGACAACAUCGUCACCACCCGUGGUAUUCUAUUUACAAUUUCUCAUUUCGUUUACUUUUUUGAAAAGAUCAAAAGUAUUUAAAAUAUUUCAACAAAUAAAUUAAAAACAAGGGGAGGUAAUCAGUUAUAAUACACAUUACUUAUUUUGUAAGCAAGCUUGAAAGUUUGGAAACGAAAGUUGGCUUGAUCAUAGCUCUCUUUUCAAGGCAUAAUAAUUAUUUUGAUUGAUAUCAUUACAAAGUUUGUAAUGUGUGUUUAUUCUUCUCUUAAGUAAUACCAUAUUUGUUAUGAUUUUGCAGCCAUGGUGUGAGCAGUACAUCAGAAUAAGGGGCAGGGUCAAAAGCAAAAAUUGCAAAAUAAACUAGUAAGCACUGGUAUUGUAAUGCAGAGCACUCUUUUUUUCUUUCGAUGAUAAGGCCACGACGAGAGAGAUAUGAUCGAUCAUAUUUUUUUUUGGAGAGGUUUACAUGUUUAAGUUGUCAUAUGAGAUCCAGUAUGGUUACAAGACUAGAGAAGUAGGCCUACCACGUAUACGAAACUUACAACAAUGCUAUUGUGAUUAGCAUUUUUGUGCUAUUAAAUGAGGAUUGAUUCAACAUUUUCUUAGUUGAUUGUUCUUGCACGUAGUCAUUUAUUUAUGAAUCGUGCCGAUCGCCUAAUUUACCACUGAAUCUCAUGGAAUACAAGGCAUAUUUUCAGUAGAAAAGGAUUGGAUCUUUUCAUAGGCUUUCCGCUUUGAACGGAUGUAGUAUCCAAGAAUGGCACGUGCAUUGUUAUACGAUGGUCAUGAGAAUAGUAAUGAGUGGAAACCGAUUUUCGUUAAACAAAUGCAUAAAAUGAUUGUAUUGUUUAUUCGAAAGUCAAUCUUGGAGCAAAUGUUCACUUAAAGCGGUGUGUCUUUUCAGUAAAUUAUAUUGUAUCGCCAAUAACAGCAAUUCAUAAGGAAGAACUGGGAGAUAUAUUGGCAUAAAAAUGGCAAGCUCUCACAUCGGUUCAUUCACUGUAUAAGUACUGGGAAAUAAGCUGCACAUUAUGUUAAUAGCUGCAUAAAAUAUGAUAAUAAAUUUUACAAUAGAUAUCUUAAUUAAGUAAUUAAUGAAUAUACAAUAGAUAUUUAAAAAAGUAAUUAAAGAAGUUACAAUAGACUUUUUAAAGUGUUACCUUGAAAUGACAUUUUUAUGGGUAUCCAUAUUCGACAUAAGUACAAAUACGUGCCACACUGAUGCGUUAAUUGGUCGGGGUAAUAGGAUAUUAAUAUGUCGUUAGCAUAUCACAAAGCAAUAUAAAUUGAGUUACCUACGUAUUUAUGUAUCUUUGUCACGUUUUUUUAUUUAUGUAUCCAGAGCUGCAACAAUUUGUAUGAAACAUCGAGUAGGCGAUAAUCAAUAAGUUUGGGAAUGGAAAGUUAAGUGCAAUUAUGAACAGAUUUUCUUUCAAUAGUUUGGUGUACAUUAUUGUUAUGUAUUGUACAUACAUCGAGCGAAAUGCAAUCAUUUUUAUUUAUCACAGAUUGAAGAGGUGCACAUGUUUCUUACAGUAAAAUGUUGAAAUGAAAAAUAAAUGUAUGUACUCAAAUUAUAUUGUUAAUAAAAAUCAUAUCUUCAUUGACGAA
Molecule: messenger RNA, 4674 nt
Organism: Strongylocentrotus purpuratus (purple sea urchin)
Lineage: Eukaryota; Metazoa; Echinodermata; Echinoidea; Camarodonta; Strongylocentrotidae
Product: multiple epidermal growth factor-like domains protein 10
Exons: 9
Coding region: 364-2682 (772 amino acids)
Source: RefSeq, a predicted model, not a curated record